AUGGUGAGGACGCGCAGCAGCCUGCCGGGACCUCUGGUCCCGAGCCCUCGAAUCUCAACAGGCAGUUCUUUACCCAGUAUUCCCUUGGAUCCAGUGUCUAGCGAGUUCAGCCUUGGCCGCAAAAGUAGCUUCUAUUCUGAGACUUGGACAGAAACUUUAAAGACAGUUUCUUUUUUGGGAAGAAAAAGGUCAUUACCUGAAAAUCCUCCUCCAAGGAGCAGUUCUUUAGUGGGGAAGAUGAAGACAGUUCAAAGUGGAAAAGUCUACAGACAGAUCUUUAACGAUGAGGUCCAGCUUCUCCGUUCCUUGGCAAACAGUCGAAAAAAGGCAGUAGAACAUGCUGGGUCUUUGAAGAGUGGAAAGAUCCCUCUGAUCAGGAAUUCUGAAAUACCGACAGGUCAACUCUUAUCUCCUCGUCAGAAAAUGUGGGCUCAGGCUCUGCCCAAUGACAAAUCCGUAGAAAACCCUGUUUUGUACAGGGAAAUCCAAACAGCUACCAUUAAAAAGAGUCGAGAAACUGAAGAUGUGAUUGCAGCCCGAGAAGUGAGAGGCCUAAGUGACUUUAUUGUUCCCGAGAAGAUUAAUAGUGACAUCAUUCAGCGGCUAGAUAACCGAAAAAGACUCGUCUGUGAGGCCAAUUUGAGAAAUUUACAGAAAGAAAUAUCACAGAUUGGGAUGGAGAUGGAAUCUCUUAUCAAGAAGCCUGGAGAGGAGCUUUUGACAAAACUGUCAGAUAAUGAUGAAAGUAUUGACGUUCUCUUCAAAGAAAUUGAAGAUAAUAUAGAAUUGGAAACUUUCAAAAUUCAGAAUUUGUGCGAACUAUGGGAUGAGUUAAGCAAGAAAUUCAUAAAUAGAAGAAAAUGGAUUAAAAAUUUUGAUGAGAGACUGAAAAAACUUGAAGCCUGCAGAGCUGAGAAAUUAGGGAAAGUGCUGAAGAAAUACAUGGAAAUUUUAAAAAAUAAUGCCUACCUCCUCUACCCUGAUGUUGAAAGGCUGAUUCAUAAAGAAGCUAUGAUCAUAAACCAAGCCCUACUGGGAAAUCAAAGAGCCAUUGCUAAACUGUUUGUUAAUCUGGUGGAGUCUAACCUAAAGCAGGAAAUCAGUAACCACCACAAGUGGCAAGAUCUGAUGAAAUUCUGGAAGAACAUGAAGAAAGAAUCAAUGAUUCGGAAUUUCAGGGAAUUCAUGGAAAGUGAGAAGAUCCAGCAUCCUCCAUCUGUAAAGCUAGAAAUGGAUAUCAUGAUAAGGGAGCUGGAAAGAUUAAACCAAAAGCGGAUCAAAAUUCUCAACUCAUUUAGUGAUGCUCUGCCUCCAGCCUACACAAGAGACGGCUUGAAUCGAUGGUAUGCUUCUCUUCAGGCUUCCAAUAAAGCCUUAGAUUACUGCAUUGGGGAGAGCAUGAAGAAGAUUCGCCUUCGGAAUGAAGAAAAUUGGCAGGAGUGUAUGGACUUUGUGGAACAGUGCAAGAAACAACUACUGGACUGGAAAGUUUUCCCAUUGGAAGAAAUAGAAUAUUCCAUAAGUCACUCCUUCUUCCAGAUAAUAGGAAACCUCCAGAGUCAAGUGGAAAGUGAACUGGAAAUGAUGAGUAAAGCUCUCGAGGAGGCAGCUAGACAGGCAGAAGUACAGAUCCAAGAUCUAUUCACGUAUUUACAGACAACUCUUCACCUCUGGGAGGUCCAUCAGAACCACCUGACCCAGGAAGAAAUCAAUCUUGAGAAGAGACUAGAGCAGUAUCGCUAUAAACACAAUUAUGAGACUGAGUUGAAGGAAACAAGCCUAGAUAUUGUUCUGGAUCAGAUGAGACAACAAAACAGUGAAGAUGUUUUGAUUCAUCACCUGGACAAGGCUUACUUUCUGCUUUUUGACAUUAAAAAAAAGUAUAAAAAUUUUCAUGAUGACCUCAUAAGUGAAGUAAACGGCUAUCCAUUUUCUAUACUGAAAGUGUUGCAGGACUACAGCAUUUCUCUCAGUCAAUAUUUUCAUGUUAGAGAAAUCUAUGAACAGAACAUGGAUGGUGAGGUGAUAAUACGGUUUAGAGAGCCAGCUAAGGUUCUCGAAGAGAGUCCCUCUCAUCUAAAAGAUAUCAUAAAAAAAGUCUUCAACCUUGAAAAGGAAAGCAAGAUACCUCCUCCUGAGAGUGGCGAUAUGACAACCUUGAGCAAAAGUAAAAGCAACGCCAACUUCCUGACAGAAGCGAAGGAAAUCCAAGAGUGCCCAGCUUCCGAAAUGGAGGAGGAUGCCAAGAGCUCAAAAGAUAGAGUCAUAAGUGAGAAGACACAGACCUUCAAAGAAAGUCUUUCCCAGGAACCUGGAGAACUAGAGACCCCAGGAGAAAGCUUGGCAGAAGCUAGCAAACACCUAGUAGACCAGACAGAGAAUGAGACACAGGAAAGCCUCGAAGUCUUGUCCUUCCACGAGGUUCAGCCUGUGACUAUGUCAGAGAAGGAAAAUAUAAUUGAAAGCUCUGAUGAAGGGUUUGAGUCCUUUGUAACUUCCAGUGGGAACAAGUAUUUGGUCUUUUCACUUCCUGAAGAAGCUGAAAGUAAAUUGCUCCAUACUACAUUAUCUGAUGCAUCACUGGAUGACACUUCUCAGAAUACUGCCGCAUACCUGCAACAUGUGAUUUUACCAUCCCAACUGUUUUCAAGAUUAAAAAAACAAAUCCGCUAUGAGUUUUUUGAAUGCCUUGAGAAGUGGUUUGGCCAGUCCUUGACCAACUCCAAGAUCAUUGUUGCUGCCAAGACUGAGGAGCUGGAUUCAGAAUUGGAGCUGCGUCUCUGUUUACAUAAACCAAGGAUUAAAUACAUAAAGAUGGGCAUCUACAACGUCAGAGCAGCCGAGUUAUUGUUUCAUCAAGAACGGCUCGAUCGUCACUGCGCCGGCAUCUUGGAAACGCUGAAAAAAGAGAGGAUCCUGUUCUAUAAAUUCCAGGAAGAACAAAACACCAAAAACAGAAACUUCCAGAAUUGGAUGACUAACAUAGAAGAAGCUUUCCUCAACUCUACCACAAGUCAGAAUCUGACUCUGUUCAGCUCUAGCCUGCACAGAGAGCUGCUGUCUUACGUGGAUGUCAUGCAGGUGUCCAUUCGUGGUUUCCGACAAUACGUAGAAGAAAACAUGGAGAAACUCCGAUUUGCAAAUACGGAUUUUCUGAAAAAAUGCAGAUUGUUUUCAGAGGGUGGGAACUUCUCCCCUGAUGAAUUGAGUGCAUGUUGUAGUCGACUAGAAAAGGAAUCCUUACGGAUUGAAUUUGUUGAGAGUUUUAUCAUGGUGAAAAUGGAGAAAAUGGAGAGUGAAUAUAUAGAGCAGGCAAAUGAGAUCAUCAACAAAUUUGAAAGUAAAUUUCAUAACCUAUCAGUGGAUCUCAGUUUUAUAGAGAAAAUCCAGCGAUUCUUGACAAAUCUGCAAGUGAAUAUCAAGGCAGAGGUAUCCAAAUCUAAUUUUCAAACCCAGGCACUAAAUAAUGCUCUGGAAGAACUUCGCCACAAGAUAAGUAUUUGUGGUCAAGAAUUUGAGAACCAAAAAACUGUGAGUGCAGAAGACUUAUUUGGCUUUUCCAGACAGGUGGUGGAUAAACUAACCCAAAGGAUUCAGUAUCUCAAUUGCCAUUUGGAUAACCAGGGUCUUGGGGCAAGCACAGAAAAGGAGACUCUUAUCUUUGCAUCUGUUGCCGUUUCUGAUGAGGAAAACAAGCCAGAAAUGUUUAAAGAUAUGCUUUUUCAGCCCAGCCAGAUGGGAAAAUCAAUGCUUGAUGAUGUGGCUGUGGACUUAAUAAAAAACAUCCUUCAACUCCCAGAGCAAAGGCGUGAUCAAGAGCAUGGCACCAAGGGUAAAGGGAAAGGUACAAGACGACAGACUGAAAGCCUCGUCACAACAUUAAAGAAGAUCACAUCAACCGCCAGUACCGGCUCACUGUUAAACGGCCUACCAUAUUCCCGGCCAAACCGACAAGACAAGAAGUAUCAGGUGUUUGGGGAGAAGCCGGAACGUUCUGAUCAUUUUAAAGGCAUCAUCCACUUACUUCUCUGGGAAGGCAAUGACACUUUGCUUUCAGUGGCAGAGGAUUUUUACCGUAAAGAGAAACAUGCUGUUACCAGGCCUGAUUACAUUCAGGAUACUUUUGACCAAUGUGCUGAGGUAUUUGGGAAGAAACUCAUAGACUAUGAGAACCAGGCAGAGGAAUACCAUAAUGCUUGUCUCAUAGAGCUCCGGGAACAAUUGAUGGAGCUUGAGUUGCAGCUGCCUCACGUGUCUCAUCUCAUCAUGGAAAGCUUUUUCCAGCAACAAUGGGAAAGCCUUCAGUCCAGCCAGGCCGAGAUCCAGGAACACUUCAAAGAACAGCUCGAUCAGUGGAUCAAAAUGAGGGAUGAAAAUAACCAACAGCUACACCCAGACCUUGGGCACCCAAAUAAUUCCACAAUUAUGGAUUCUCUCUGCCAAAGGGAAGAACAGAGGCAGAAAGACCAAGAUACUGGGAUUUUAGACAUUUCAAAUAAACUAGAGGAAUGUGCCAAGAAAUCUGCCCGGAAAUUUAUAAGCUCUUUGACCCUCUUGACUGAGAAAUUCCUUCAGCAGCUGGAUGAAAUCCCCACAGUUGAUGAUAUCCAAGAAGCAAAAAUGGAGCCAGUCAGGCAAAAGUCAUCUGUCUUAAUACAUCGGAAAGUUGCUGGACUUCCCUUGGAAGAUGAGAGAGAGAAGCCACAAAGUGAACGAGGGAACAAGAAGUGGCCAGGAAUCAUCCCUACAACAUUCACCAUCAUCAACAAAAUUCACAUCAGACCAACACUUCCGAUAAUAACCACUAAAAACACCCUGGGUCACCAGGCAAUAGUGGAAGCAAGAGAUAUUAUAUAUUUGAGAUAUUUGGAGAAAUUACAGCUGGAUCUGAACAAGAUUAAGGAAGAAAAGGAUAUCCAGCUAACUAAAGCUGAGUGUUGGAAGGGCUGGUGGAGUCUCUCAGUAAAAACCAUUAAGAGCUUAUAUCCAUAACCCCUUUGGAGCCUUUUCUUAUGUGUGUACUUAGGUUUAAGAGACUUUGAAGUUUUUGUUCUGCAAAUAAAA
Messenger RNA from Vombatus ursinus (common wombat), 5064 nucleotides. RefSeq names its product coiled-coil domain containing 180 (gene CCDC180). NCBI's taxonomy places the organism in Eukaryota, Metazoa, Chordata, Mammalia, Diprotodontia, Vombatidae. The transcript is spliced from 38 exons. The record is from RefSeq and is a predicted model, not a curated record. The coding region runs from base 1 to 4992 and encodes 1663 amino acids.